GCUUUCAGUUAUAGCAAUUCAAUCACAAAGACAACACAAAAAAGAAUCUCAGAUCUUAAUGGCUCAACUCCGGCCUUGUCCGGCGAACUCCUUUGUCUUCAAUUCAACUCUCUGUGCCUGCAACCCUGGCUAUGUCCUAAAUUCCACCAGCAGCACUUGCACUCUUUUCAAGGUCGAUGGUAAUCCUUUGACGGUGGAAACUGGGGUUGAUUACUCGCUGAAUUGGCCGGUGACGUUAUUCUCCUUCAAUUCGCUCAAGAAGUUCACUCAAUCGCAGGGGUUGUUUCUCGAGGCCACGCUUUAUAUGCUGCUCAGUUGGUUACUCUUCUGUUUCCUCAUCAGAUUAGGUAAACUUGGUGAUGGAAGGACUCUGUGGUUCCAGAUCAGGUGGUGGAUUAGCCGCUUGGAUUGCUGCUUUGCCACUAGACAUUGGCUGGAUGAUCAGAAGGUAGUUAUGAAGCGGAAAACAGAGCUUGGAGGAACCUUCUCUAUAGCAACUUGGAUACUUUUCAUUGGUUUACUUGCUGCGUUGCUCUACCAGAUUAUUUCUAACAGAAGUGUUGAGGUUCAUAAUGUGAGAGCAAUGAAUUCCCCUGAUUUGAUGUCCUUCAUGAAUGACAUGGAAUUUAAUAUUACUACAAUUUCUAGUAUGAGCUGUUCUAACCUACGGAACCUCAGUACUUUAGUGACUAGAACACCAGGCUUCCUUGAUUACAGAAGUUAUUCUUUGUCAACCUUCGCAAACUAUUCAUGUCAUAAUUCUAGCUUGGGACCAACCGUAACUCUCAAGUGCAACAAUUGUCAGAUAAGUCUAGAUAAUUUGUACAUUUCAUGGCAAUUUGUUGAUAUUCCAAAUGUCCCUGCGACUGCUGUGGGUUUCCAGUUCAAUCUUACUGCAAAGAACCAUGGUGAUAACAAACAUGUCAGCUUCAUCAGUGGCACACUGAAGAACACAAGCAACACAGAUGAUAGGCCGAUUACAUUCAGGGGUGGAAAAGUAAAUAUAUUAAAGUUCAAUUUAUUUCCCCGGUUAUAUCGUAAUCUGCAUGGACUAAAGCUCCUCCAACCUCUAUUUCAUGAAUUUAUUCCGGGUUCAUCUUUUUCUGAAUCAAGUCAGCUCCGAAAUUCACUUGAGAGUUAUGGAGAUGGAUUAAUCAAUACCACUUUGUAUGUCCAUCUUCUCUCUGACUACAUCAUUGAGAUUGACAAUCGACAUAUAUUUGGAAUUGUGAGCUUCCUCGCAGAUCUUGGUGGUCUUUAUGCUAUUAGUAUUGCCAUCUUUUUCUACUGCUUGGUACAAUGUGAGUGCAGGAUAAAGAGGCUCCGUAAUGAAGAUAGUGUGCUGCUGAAUAUUAGAAAUCGAAGAAAAGCUCAAGAUCAUUGGAAUAAGUUGAGGAAAUAUGUAAUGUACACAUGGGGUUCUAGCCAAUUGGAGGAUGAAUACAGUAGUACCAAAAAGGACUCAUGUUGUGGCUGUAUGAUGAUUGAGCAUUCUCGUGGAGAUGGAUCCUCAUCCAAAAAGAAGCAACCUAUCAACAUUGAUACUAUCAGUUUUAACAGAGGAGACCACUUACACAUUGACACGAAUGCCAUUCCUGAAAGCACCCAGACACAAAGAGUCAACUCAUGUUUGGGAGGUGAUACAGAAGAUCUUGAAAGGAAGUCUACAUAUUCAGAGGGUAUACAAGUUCUUGAACAUGAAGAGUCUGGUGCUAAUAGAGAGGGGGAGAACGGAAAUUCAGUUGUUUCUUGUGAGAGAGUUGCUUCUCAGCCUCAAGCAUCUCUUCCUUAUGAUGAUACCCUUCCAGAACCACCUUUGCCAGAAAUCAAGUGUGGUUCUGGAGUUGAUAUAUCAGAUGUUCAAAGGAACCUACAAAAUCUUUACGAAUACAAUGUCUUGUUGAGGAAAAAGUUUGUUGCGGCUCAGUCAAUGCUUCAAGAUUUAGCUGUAAAAUCUGAACACAAUGAUAGCAAAAUAUGAACGUAGCCUGGAGUUAUCUACUUUCAUCUUUUGAUGGAAGGACCUUCGACUAAGGUUCUUUAGGUGAGUGUGCCAAGUGGUUGUUGAAUUUUCUGGUGAUGCUUGUCCCUUCAAAUGGUUCUUUUGUAGAACUAUUUACUGUUGGAGCUAGUUCGUUAUAAUAAUGUGGCAGGAGUUACAAUAGUAAUACUUCUUGAACCCUUCUGUGUAUCAGAAUCAGUUGCACUGAGCCCAAUCAUUUCUUGAGUUGAUGAAGAAAAAUUGGCAGAGUCAGCUGUGUUUCUCCAAGAAAGCUGUGGCCCUUUGGGUGAGCUUGGUUUUAUGGUCAGGGUCUACUUCUGGUCUGAGCUGUACAAGUUUCGCAGAAGCAGAGCCCCAUAUGGUUGCUCCUCCAUUGUUUCUAUUCAUUGAUUGGGUAUAUAUGUUUGAGGAUAGAUGGAGCUAGUCAGCAGUAUUAUGCAAGAACCUUGAUUUGCUGCAACACUAAUUUUCUUGUUGGAGUAUUUUCUCUAAAUGCUGUGUGACAGGUGGGAUGUUUUACAGUCCCAUCUCCGUCUCCACAAAUGAUACAAUGUUCUGAGGUAAAAGUUGUACGAUAUGUUAAGAA
This is a messenger RNA of Telopea speciosissima, 2588 nucleotides long. RefSeq lists its product as uncharacterized. The transcript is spliced from 9 exons. The coding region runs from base 59 to 1981 and encodes 640 amino acids. NCBI's taxonomy places the organism in Eukaryota, Viridiplantae, Streptophyta, Magnoliopsida, Proteales, Proteaceae. The record is from RefSeq and is a predicted model, not a curated record.